Penicillium antarcticum is the source of this 285-nucleotide messenger RNA. RefSeq lists its product as uncharacterized. Bases 1 to 285 code for a protein of 94 amino acids. The transcript has 2 exons. NCBI's taxonomy places the organism in Eukaryota, Fungi, Ascomycota, Eurotiomycetes, Eurotiales, Aspergillaceae. The record is from RefSeq and is a predicted model, not a curated record.
AUGAAUCGACGCGGAACUGCCCCACGGCCCUCUACUGUGCAGAUUAUGAUAGAGCUCUUGCUUUCGGACCGCGGCGACGACGUAGCGGUACUUAAAACGGGUAAAAAUUGGGUCGCGAACUUUCUAGUUAACUCAUCACGCCUCACGGGCGUUGGUUGCGAUGCCACAUUCAAUGAGAACGUCGUCUCCAGCUUUUUUCCUUCCAUCGCAGUAACAAAGGCAGUAAGACUAAGACCAUCAUUGACAAUCCAUUCGGAUACGUCAAGCCUGGGGAGAUGUUGCUAA